This is a messenger RNA of Ceratitis capitata (Mediterranean fruit fly), 2752 nucleotides long. It is a transcript of the gene eEF1alpha2, whose product is annotated as elongation factor 1-alpha 2. Gene Ontology annotation, molecular function: GTPase activity; translation elongation factor activity; GTP binding. The record is from RefSeq and is a predicted model, not a curated record. Lineage: Eukaryota; Metazoa; Arthropoda; Insecta; Diptera; Tephritidae. The transcript has 5 exons. Bases 277 to 1665 code for a protein of 462 amino acids. Gene Ontology annotation, biological process: translational elongation; translation.
UGAUUUUUCAUAUAGAGAAAAGCAGAAACUUUUGCACAUUCGAUUCUGUUGUAGCGGUGCAUAGACGUGCAGACACAGCAAAAACUGCAGUGCGUCAAAAGAAAAGUUAUUUCUAAUCUUUGACUUUCGACGACUGUGCGGACAAAGGAUUUUUCAUUUGCUUCCUUAAAAGCCGGCAAUAAAACAACAGCGUUCACAGUGCAAGCGAUCAAAUAAUACGAAAUCUCGUCGAAAUUUCAAAUAUCGGUACGUUGAAAGUGUGUGUAGAUAUUGAAGAUGGGAAAGGAGAAGACUCAUAUUAAUAUUGUCGUGAUUGGUCACGUCGACUCUGGUAAGUCAACUACCACCGGUCAUUUGAUUUACAAAUGUGGCGGCAUUGAUAAGCGUACGAUUGAGAAAUUCGAGAAGGAAGCCCAAGAAAUGGGCAAAGGUUCCUUCAAGUAUGCCUGGGUUCUGGACAAGCUGAAGGCUGAACGUGAGCGUGGCAUUACCAUUGACAUUGCUUUGUGGAAAUUUGAAACGCAAAAAUAUUAUGUGACCAUCAUUGAUGCGCCCGGACAUCGUGAUUUCAUUAAAAACAUGAUUACCGGUACUUCUCAGGCCGAUUGUGCUGUGUUGAUUGUUGCCGCCGGUACGGGUGAAUUUGAAGCCGGUAUUUCGAAGAAUGGCCAAACGCGUGAACAUGCUCUGCUUGCAUUCACUUUGGGUGUUAAGCAAUUGAUUGUUGGCGUAAAUAAGAUGGACUCCACUGAGCCGCCAUAUAGCGAGGCACGUUAUGAGGAAAUCAAAAAAGAGGUAUCGUCUUAUAUUAAAAAGAUUGGCUACAAUCCGGCAUCGGUUGCAUUCGUACCGAUAUCUGGCUGGCAUGGUGAUAAUAUGCUUGAGCCAUCGGAGAAGAUGCCAUGGUUCAAGGGCUGGACGGUUGAACGUAAGGAGGGUAAAGUGGAGGGCAAAUGUUUGAUUGAUGCGCUGGACGCAAUUAUGCCACCGCAGCGGCCCACCGACAAGCCAUUGCGUUUACCAUUGCAGGAUGUCUACAAGAUUGGUGGCAUCGGCACGGUGCCAGUAGGACGUGUGGAAACGGGUAUACUCAAGCCAGGUAUGGUGGUGAAUUUCGCUCCAGUCAACUUGGUAACUGAAGUAAAAUCCGUUGAGAUGCAUCACGAAGCACUGUCUGAAGCCAUGCCCGGUGACAAUGUCGGCUUUAAUGUUAAGAACGUGUCGGUGAAGGAACUGCGUCGUGGUUAUGUAGCCGGAGAUUCUAAAAAUUGCCCACCCAAAGGUGCCGCUGAUUUUACUGCUCAGGUGAUUGUACUUAAUCAUCCUGGUCAGAUAGCUAACGGCUAUACACCGGUAUUGGAUUGUCACACCGCUCAUAUUGCUUGCAAAUUUGCCGAAAUUAAGGAAAAAUGUGAUCGUCGUACUGGCAAGACUACCGAAACCGAUCCGAAGGCCAUUAAGUCUGGUGAUGCGGCCAUUAUAAUGUUGGUGCCAACUAAACCGUUAUGCGUUGAAAGUUUCCAAGAGUUUCCGCCGUUGGGGCGUUUCGCUGUACGCGAUAUGAGGCAAACGGUCGCUGUGGGGGUCAUUAAGUCUGUCACCUUUAAAGAAACAACCUCGGGUAAAGUCACAAAAGCCGCCGAGAAGGCACAGAAGAAGAAAUAACUAGAGUGCCAGCAGAAAUAUAAAUCACAACAGCAACCAAUUAUUAUGCAAAUACAGCAAAUACAACAACAAUUCGUAUUCUUACUAUCAUCAUCAUCAUCAUCAUCAGCAGCAGCAGCAGCAGCAGCAUCAUCAUCAUCGUCGUCGUCGACACUAGUGUUGUUGUCCAUCAAGUUGUUGUCAAAAUGGUGGUGGCGAACAACAUCAACAACCGUUAAAGCAACAACAGUGAAAUUUAUUCAUAAAUCUCAAAAGAAACAAUUUAAUAAGCAUAAAUUUAAAAGAAUACUACAAUUUACUACUAUUAACAAAAAUAUGAAUAUGAAUAUGAAUAUGAUAAGCAAUUAUUAUGAUAGUACAGCUAUGACAUUCAAUGUGAGCGAAAACAAAACCAAAAACCAAAACAAAAGCAUCUACAUAAACGAAAACUACGAUAACACAAACAACACACACAACACCAACUCUGCUACAAUUAGCAAUGCAACACCACCACCAACACAACCACCAACAAACACAAAUUCAACAUGUGCAUUGACUUCACCAUUCAACUCGGCCCAGUCAAGAGUGAUUGCAUCAUUCCCUACGCAAGUAGCCAAUAACCAAAUAAAAGACACGGAAAACGUAAAAAUCAAAAGAAACACAACAAUAAAAACACAAAUUAAUCAAAGCACAAUCACACCCACAACCACACCACAACCUACCAUGGAGCAUACUAACACUACUGCAAAUAAUACGGUAGUUUCUUCCAUACUAACUGCAGCCACACGCGACGCUAUUCCCUUUGCGAUCAAUUAUAAAUUGAUUAUAAUAUUAUUUUCAAUUGUACACUAUAUUUAUAUCUUUCUCAAUCUAUACCGUCAUCGUAAAUCAUUUCGCAGGAAAUCAAACUGCAACACAAUUUUAACAAAUAUCGCCAAGCAAUCAUACGAAGCGCGCAACCCCCACAUCAAAACACUUACAACAAAGUGGUCAUACAUUUUAUAAUUAAACCGCUUACUUAAUAGUAGAAGCGAAUGAUGAAGGCUCAAAAUUUUGUCAAUUCUCGCUGGCAAUGGAGUCGUCAUCAUCAUCAUCGUCAUCAUCAUCA